CACCGGAAACAAUGGCUAAUAUACUGACGCAUGGGACAUCUAAAUACAAUCGCAAGAAGAGAAGCAAGACAAAGAAGAGAAAGAACCAGCGGAAGAAGAAAAAGAAAGGAAAGAAUGUCAACCAACAGCAGCCAAUAAAUGCAAAGAAGUGGAAGGCUGAUAAGUACUCGGGAUUCCCUAGAAGGGUACCACUGAUUGUGUUUGGUGCUGGAAUGUUUGGCAAAGAUGUGGUGUUGUCGGUAAACUUUUUGCAACUCUGAAGAAACGUGAAGCUGAAGGUCAAUUGAUUGUUGUCACAAUCGAUGAAUUCAAAACCUC
Molecule: messenger RNA, 318 nt
Organism: Mycotypha africana
Lineage: Eukaryota; Fungi; Mucoromycota; Mucoromycetes; Mucorales; Mycotyphaceae
Exons: 4
Coding region: 12-260 (82 amino acids)
Source: RefSeq, a predicted model, not a curated record